Molecule: messenger RNA, 2554 nt
Organism: Fragaria vesca subsp. vesca
Lineage: Eukaryota; Viridiplantae; Streptophyta; Magnoliopsida; Rosales; Rosaceae
Product: pentatricopeptide repeat-containing protein At3g46790, chloroplastic-like
Exons: 6
Coding region: 63-2393 (776 amino acids)
Biological process (GO): RNA modification
Molecular function (GO): RNA binding; zinc ion binding; protein binding
Source: RefSeq, a predicted model, not a curated record
AGAUUUCUCAAGUCGAAGAAGGUUACACUGAGAAUGCUAUUAAAUCUCGGCAGGAUUUCUUAAUGGAUGUGAGGGAUAAGCUUGUUUCUGAACCAGAAUAUGCUGGUAAUAGUAAUGAAAAUAUCCGACCUAAAUCUGCUCUUCAAAUCCCUUGGGCAUGGUUUGGAGCUACUCUUUGCCUCCUUCAAGAGGUUGGUGAAGUAGAGCUUGUGCUAGAUAUUGGUCAAGCAGCUCUUCAGCAUCCAGAAGCUAAGCCAUAUAUUCAUGAUAUUCUUCUUUCUAUGGCACUGGCUGAGUGUGCAACUGCAGUGAUUGGUUUUGAGAAGAACAAAAUAUCCCAGGGGUUUGAAGCUAUUGCUCGUGCUCAGAGUCUUCUUAGAAGUAAAAAAUCUCUUGAGAAAACACCAUUAUUAUCUAAGAUUGAUAGAGCUAAAACUAAGUGUGAGUGUCUGAUUGCGUCAGAGCUUACUGGUCUGAAACUAGAGGAAGCUCUUACGAUGUUUCUUCUUGGUAAGGAUAAUGAGGCCGCAGUUGUUGAAAAGCUGCAGAGGGUUGAUGGAAACAAAAACCAAUUAAUACAGUCUUUAUGCAAUCAAGGUGACCUGAAGCUAGCUCUACAACUUUUUCCUCACGAACCCAACCCCUCCCAACAGACCUGUGAGCUCUUAAUCCUUUCUUGCAUCCGCCAGGAUUCUCUCCCUGAUGGGUUAGAUGUGCAUCGCCACCUUGUUAAUGGCGGGUGGGACCAAGACCCUUUUUUGGCUACCAAACUUAUAGAGAUGUACUCUGAGUUGGACUCCAUCGAGAAUGCACGUGAGGUGUUUGAUAAAACUCACAAGAGAACUAUUUAUAUGUGGAAUGCACUUUUUAGGGCCCUUACGUUGGCUGGCCAUGGAACUGAAGUGUUAAAUUUGUACAGACAAAUGAAUGCAAUUGGAGUUCCGUCUGAUCGGUUUACGUAUACGUAUGUACUCAAAGCUUGUGUUGUUUCAGAGUGUUCAAGUUCGCUCCUCCAGAAGGGAAAGGAGAUUCAUGGGCAUAUUUUGCGUCACGGAUAUGGGGCCCAUGUUCAUGUAACAACUACUUUGUUGGAUAUGUAUGCAAGGUUCGGGUGUGUUUCAUAUGCUAGUAGUGUCUUUGAUCAGAUGCAAAAUAGAAAUGUGGUUUCUUGGAGUGCUAUGAUUGCAUGCUAUGCAAAGAAUGCGAGGCCUUAUGAAGCUUGGGAACUUUUUCGGAAAAUGAUACUGGAGGCCCCUGAUAUGUUUCCCAACUCCGUGACCAUGGUUAGUGUUCUUCAGGCUUGUGCAGCUCUUGCUGCCUUAGAGCAGGGGAAGUUCAUUCAUGGGUACAUCCUGAGAAGGGGUCUUGAUUCAACCCUUCCAGUUAUGAGUAGCCUUAUCACAAUGUACGCAAGGUGUGGUAAGCUUGAGUUGGCCCAACAAGUUUUCAAUAAGAUCAAAAGGAAGGAUGUUGUUUCAUGGAAUUCCUUGAUUUCAAGUUAUGGGAUUCAUGGAUAUGGAAAGAGGGCCAUUCAAGUUUUUGAAGACAUGAUUGAUCAUGGUGUAUCACCGAGUUACAUUUCAUUUGUUAGUGUUUUGGGGGCUUGUAGUCAUGAAGGUCUUGUUGAAGAGGGGAAGGUAAUAUUCCAGUCUAUGGUGAGAGAGCAUGGAUUAUAUCCCAGCAUUGAGCAGUAUGCUUGUAUGGUGGACCUUCUUGGUCGUGCUAAUCGGUUAGAUGAAGCAGCCAAAAUCAUUGAUAAUAUGCGGAUUGAACCAGGAGCUCAAGUUUGGGGUGCUCUUCUUGGAUCAUGUAGGAUUCAUGGUAAUGUUGAGCUGGCAGAGAGAGCAAGCAAAAGGUUAUUUGAGCUUGAGCCUAGGAAUGCUGGGAAUUAUGUACUUCUAGCUGAUAUUUAUGCCGAGGCCAAGAUGUGGGACGAGGUAAAAAGAGUAAAAAGACUUCUAGAAGAUCGGGAACUUCAAAAGGUACCGGGUCGCAGUUGGAUGGAAGUUAAUAGGAAGAUAUACUCAUUUGAUUCUGUUGACGAGUUUAACCCUCAAAUGGAACAACUUCAUGCACUGCUAGGUGAAUUGUCAAUGGAGAUGAAAGGACGAGGAUAUAAGCCACAGACUAAAGUUGUCCUGUAUGAUCUUGACGAGGAAGAGAAGGAACGAAUAGUAUUAGGCCAUAGUGAAAAGUUAGCAGUUGCAUUUGGUCUUAUCAAUACCAAACCUGGGGAAAUUAUUCGGAUUUCCAAGAAUUUGAGGCUGUGUGAAGAUUGCCAUUAUGUUACGAAAUUUAUAUCGAGGUUUACCAAUAGAGAGAUUCUAGUCCGAGAUGUGAAUCGGUUUCACCAUUUCCGUGACGGCAUUUGUUCAUGCGGGGAUUAUUGGUAAGUGCAAACAAUUAUUCUUUCAUUGUUGUUACUUAAUAACAAAAUAGGAGAAGUUGUGGAAGUUAUAGAGAUCUUAAAAGGAUACAUAGUGUAAUUGGAACACACUGUAGAAUUAUAUGAAAACUUUCUGAUGAAUAAGUAGUUCUUCAAGCUUUAUGCUUU